Molecule: messenger RNA, 1932 nt
Organism: Gadus macrocephalus (Pacific cod)
Lineage: Eukaryota; Metazoa; Chordata; Actinopteri; Gadiformes; Gadidae
Product: endoplasmic reticulum-Golgi intermediate compartment protein 2-like
Exons: 13
Coding region: 234-1367 (377 amino acids)
Biological process (GO): retrograde vesicle-mediated transport, Golgi to endoplasmic reticulum; endoplasmic reticulum to Golgi vesicle-mediated transport
Cellular component (GO): endoplasmic reticulum; COPII-coated ER to Golgi transport vesicle; membrane
Source: RefSeq, a predicted model, not a curated record
CCGGUCAUGCGCAGACCUGUCUCCUCUUCCACCACCGGGCGGUGGGCGUCAGUCCAGGCAGAAAAUCCUCCACAACAAGGAAAGAGAAGAGAGACUGCGUCAGGUACCGACCUUUGUCGGCAUCCAUCAGUUGAUGCAAAACAGCAUCCAAAUGAAUCAUGAAUCAGGAAACCUUUCGUGGACACACUGGAGGACUUCCACAGUGAUCGAUAAGCGGUGAUCGAUAAGGCGUCAUGAGGCGUCUGUCCCGGCGGAAGGCGCUGAGCCUGGUGAAGGAGCUGGACGCGUUCCCGAAGGUCCCGGACAGCUACAUGGAGACCUCGGCGUCCGGGGGCACAGUCUCGUUGCUGGCCUUCGGGGUCAUGGCCGUUCUAGCCGUGCUGGAGUUUUUCGUUUACCGCGACACUUGGAUGAAGUACGACUACGAGGUGGACAAGGACUUCUCCAGCAAAAUGAGAAUAAAUAUCGACAUCACCGUUGCAAUGAAGUGCCAGCAUGUCGGCGCUGAUAUUCUGGAUCUGGCUGAAACCAUGAUUAUGUCCAACGGUCUGAAGUAUGAACCUGUGAUCUUCGAGCUGUCGCCUCAACAGAGACUCUGGCACAGAACUUUGCUGGUGAUCCAGAAGGGUCUGGGAGAGCAGCACUCCCUCCAGGACGUGCUGUACAAGACCGUCCACAAGGGGGCGCCAACGACCCUCCCCCUGAGAGAGGGCGCAUCCUUGGAGCCACUGAGCGCGUGCAGGAUCCAUGGGCACAUCUAUGUCAACAAGGUGGCGGGAAACUUCCACAUCACGGUGGGAAAGCCGAUACAGCACCCCCGCGGUCACGCCCACAUCGCCGCCUUCGUCAGCCACCAAACGUAUAACUUCUCCCACCGGAUAGACCUCCUGUCCUUUGGGGAAGAGGUGCCAGGAGUCAUCCAUCCCCUGGAUGGAACACAGAAAACCACCCCUAACAAUAACCAGAUGUUCCAGUACUUCAUCACCGUGGUGCCCACCAAACUACACACCUACAAGAUCUCCGCAGACACACACCAGUUCUCCGUCACAGAGCGGGAGCGGGAGAUCGACCACGCGGCAGGCAGCCACGGCGUCGCCGGCAUCUUCGUGAAGUACGACACCAGUGCCUUGAUGGUGACGGUGCGCGAGCAGCACAUGCCCCUCGGACAGUUCCUGGUGCGCCUGUGUGGCAUCGUGGGGGGCGUCUUCUCCACCACAGGUAUGCUGCACAGGUUCGUGGGCUCCUGUGUGGACGUUGUCUGCUGCCGCUUCAAACUGGGAGUCUACAAACCCACAGAGGUGAGGGUGAGUACUGACUUAACCCUGAGAAGAGUCCGGACUCAACCCCCUGAGGCGGGUCCUGACUGAUCCCCCAGAGGAGAGUCCUGACUAAACCCUAAGUUAAGUCCUGACCAAUAGCGUUUUCAUAAGCAGUCGCCAUUUAAAAUGAUUGUCCUAUGCUACUAAAAUAUUUAUGAUUACAUUGUUCACGGUUAAAUGGAGUCAAAAUAUUAUCAACAAAAAAAAACAUACACAUCUGUGAAAUACGUCCGACAGUCCUGUCUGUCAAGGAGUGGUAGUGGUCGUUUGCUUUAUCCAUCUGUAGUUUGGAGUUGAUGAGUCCUCCUGUGUAUCCUCCUCCUCCAGGAGGCACAGGCGAGCCAGCAGCAGAACGACCACCUCCCCCCUGGAGAGGAGGCCAGGGGCUAGGACCGGGGCUAGGACCGGGGCUAGGACCGGGGCUAGGACCCGGGGCUAGGACCCGGGGCUAGGACCCGGGGCCAGCACCAGGGCCAGUACAGGAGCCUAGGUCUGCCCAUAGUCCCACUGUUACAAAGAAAGAAAAUGGCCGUCUUUAACAACAUUUUAUACUCCCUGUUCGAUUAUUAUUUUUAUUAUUAUUAAGAAUAAUAAUAAAAUAAUGAUAAACCAA